Acanthosepion pharaonis is the source of this 1428-nucleotide messenger RNA. Lineage: Eukaryota; Metazoa; Mollusca; Cephalopoda; Sepiida; Sepiidae. The record is from the annotation of a GenBank genome assembly.
AUGAUUAAACAUUAUUCUGGUAUAUAUAACAUUCAUUUAUAUAUCAUUUUCUCCGAUCUAUCUAUCUAUCUCAAGUAUGUUCAUAUCUAUCUAUCUAUCUAUCUAUCUAUCUAUCUAUCUAUCUAUCUAUCUAUCUAUCUAUCUCAAGUAUGUUCAUAUCUAUCUAUCUAUCUAUCUAUCUAUCUAAUCUAUCUAUCUAUCUAUCUAUCUAUCUAUCUAUCUCAAGUAUGUUCAUAUCUAUCUAUCUAUCUAUCUAUCUAUCUCAAGUAUGUUCAUAUCUAUCUAUCUAUCUCAAGUAUGUUCAUAUCUAUCUAUCUAUCUAUCUAUCUCAAGUAUGUUCAUAUCUAUCUAUCUAUCUAUCUAUCUAUCUCAAGUAUGUUCAUAUCUAUCUAUCUAUCUAUCUAUCUCAAGUAUGUUCAUAUCUAUCUAUCUAUCUAUCUAUCUCAAGUAUGUUCAUAUCUAUCUAUCUAUCUAUCUAUCUCAAGUAUGUUCAUAUCUAUCUAUCUAUCUAUCUAUCUCAAGUAUGUUCAUAUCUAUCUAUCUAUCUAUCUAUCUAUCUAUCUAUCUCAAGUAUGUUCAUAUCUAUCUAUCUAUCUAUCUAUCUAUCUCAAGUAUGUUCAUAUCUAUCUAUCUAUCUAUCUAUCUAUCUCAAGUAUGUUCAUAUCUAUCUAUCUAUCUAUCUAUCUCAAGUAUGUUCAUAUCUAUCUAUCUAUCUAUCUAUCUCAAGUAUGUUCAUAUCUAUCUAUCUAUCUAUCUAAAGUAUGUUCAUAUCUAUCUAUCUAUCUAUCUCAAGUAUCUUCACAUCAUCUAUCUAUCUCAUCUAUCUAUCUAUCUAUCUCAAGUGUGUUCAUAUCUAUCUAUCUAUCUCAUCUGUUUCAUAUCUAUGUUCUAUCUAUCUAUCUAUCUAUCUAUCUAUCUCAAGUGUGUUCAUAUCUAUCUAUCUAUCUCAUGUAUAUGUAUAUCUAUCUAAUCUAUCUAUUCAUUACGAUCACUUUCUCCCUAAUCUUGUCCUUCCCACUCACUCACAUUUAUAUUAAUUUCCUCCUUAUUUUCCUCUUCCUUUUCCUCCUCCUUAUGUCCGUAGCCCGGAGCAGCAACGCACGCCCUUGUCGAAUAAACACAUUCAAUUUGGCAAAUCACCCUCAUACACCGAUCGCUGUUGAAUUACUAUCGUUUUUGGUUACCCUUUCUUUUCAUGCCCUUAACACUGCUGCUCAUCAGCAAUUCUUACGAUAUAAUCUACCCCUAUCAUUCUCACAUCGGGACAUUUUCUUGAACGAAAUCUAUAUUUAUACACGUCUUUUCUCUCUCUCUGUCUCUCUCUCUCUGUCUGUCUGUCUGUCUCUAUCUGUCUCUCUCUCUCUCUGUCUCUCUCUCACUCUCUCUCUCUCACGCUCUCUCUCUCUCUCACUCUAUCUGCUCCAUUGA